Corythoichthys intestinalis (scribbled pipefish) is the source of this 10734-nucleotide messenger RNA. It is a transcript of the gene glsb, whose product is annotated as glutaminase b. Gene Ontology annotation, molecular function: glutaminase activity; protein binding. The transcript is spliced from 12 exons. Lineage: Eukaryota; Metazoa; Chordata; Actinopteri; Syngnathiformes; Syngnathidae. Gene Ontology annotation, biological process: L-glutamine catabolic process. Bases 3621 to 4613 code for a protein of 330 amino acids. The record is from RefSeq and is a predicted model, not a curated record.
GCAAUAUACAACUUUUUCUUUCCUUUUUCACUUUGUGCCAAAUUGAAAAACAUGAACUCUGAAGCGUAUCUCCAAGUACGGUAUGCAAUCGGAUAUCUUCAGAUUGUAAUCAGCUUGCUGUCAGUGAAAUUACAGCUAAUUGCUGAUUUGCACACACCCACAACUGCCCAAACAACACAAAUAAACACAUUAAAAACGAAUUUAACGAAUACAGUACAUAACAGAUGUACCCAUAAUUAAACAAGAAGAAUAAUGGCCCACAGAGUAAUGUGGAAGUUUUGGUUGUUAAAAGUAUUGAAGGGAACAGUUACCGUAUUUUCCGCACUUUAAAGCAAAUCAGAGUUUAAGGUGCUUCAUCAAUGAAUGGCCUAUUUUAAAACUUUCAUAUAUAGGACGCAUUGCAUUAUAAGGCGCAGUAGUAGUAGUGGUAUGGGUUGCGUUAAGCAUCCACUAGAUGGAACUGUGCUAAAAGGAAUGUGAAGGGAAAUCGCAUUGGAUUAUGAGGCGUGCUCUUGAGAAAAUUGAAGGCUUUUAGGUGCGCCUUAUCCUGCGGAAAAUACGUUAAUUUAAAAUAAGUGUCAAGAGCUGAACUUUUGACUUUCCAAAUACGUUUUUUUUUUCUUUUAAAAAUAACGUACUCUUAGGCAUAACAUUCAUCAAAAGUGACUCAAUGCUUUCUUAACCCUCCUGUUACGAUUAUUUUUAACAGUAACGUUCCUUAGUCGGUUUUUCACCGCCCGAAAUUGUCAGAAAUGCAGUGGACAUUAUAUUUUUUUUUUCCCAACACAUAACAGGAGGGUUAACAUGCGUCGGAUUAUCAUCAGUUAUGAGGUUAGUCGUAGCACUGUGCCAAUAAAUCGAUUAUCAGAUUAAUGGAGAUUUGACACGUGACGAUUCGAUUACGAUUCAUAAAUGUUAAAAAACAAUGGUUUUCCCUAAUAACUUAAUGACACCCAUUGCUAGUGGAACGAAAUUCAAAACACGUCUUCCACCUGGACACCUUAAGGACGCACAAGGUUAGGAUGGCUGCAGCUGAAGUUACUGAGCGAGAGAUUUACUCCUGUUCAAAACAAUCGAAAAUAAAUUUGUGUAUGAGACAGGCAGGGACCCGGCAGUCGCGCCUUGGGUCCUCUUCUGUGCGCAAGUUAUUUUUUAGAGUGUGAGGGGAAGAGAGAUAAUUUGUUGCUCCUUGCCUUUCAGUUGUCCAAUAGUAGGUUCAAGUUGUGUUAAUUGGAAAAUGUCGCCUAGUUUGUUGUUUAGUCCCGUGCGUCUAUAAGAGGUGAGUACACGAACUCUCUUGUACUGUUUAGCCUUUAUUGUUGUUGUUUAUGAGAUGUUACUAGUUAGCGCCAAGCGCUAUGCUAAUUAGCAAAUUCGCUAAAUUUCCAUGUCCAUUUGUGCGUUGUUUGGUGCUGUACAAAUGUUGCUCCAGAUGCAGAACGUGUAAAACCAGGAUUAAGUACAGCAGUAACACUACAAACGUGCGAAAUAAAUAGUACAGAGAUCUGUGAAAACAAAGUAUUUUGGUGAAAAGAAGUCUGAUUCCUAAAGAAAAUUUGUUUGUUUCCUGAAAAUGUGGAAGUCAUUCCACCAGUGUAAAUUUUAUUGUAUUGUUGAGAGGAAUAUGUACUGCCUUUGAAACAGCUAAUGUUUUAACGCCGUCUUGUAAAAAAGAGCAGCUUAAGGUGAAGGUCAGCUGUGUUGUAUAGGCAUGUUGAGAAAUAAGUACUGCCUUUGAAAUGGUUAAUGUUUUUACACGUUCUUGUUAAAAAAAAAAAAAAAAACAGCUUAAGGGCAGCUUUUUGUUGUAUGGGCAUGUUUUCAUCGUUCCUGUUCAAUCAUUAGGAUAUUUUAAAUAAAUAAUGGAGAUAAAUUUGUCUGGCUACUUUAUUAAUAAUGUAUGAGGCAUCGAUAAUUGUGACAAUCGUGAUCAAUAUCAAAACCGUGAUCAUCGUUCAAUGAUUGAAUCGUAGCACCCUGAAUCGUAAUCGAAUCGUGGGGUGCAUUAGGCAGCACACCCCUAGUUUAUAGUAUUCUCAACAGAAUUGGGGUAAUCUUUAUUGUUGCCUUUUGUACGUAAUGAAAUGUAUUAACUUGUAAGAAAAUGGAUGGAUGAGAGUGGUUGCAACAGAAAGGACCCAGCUCCUAAAAUAUGUUGAAAAAGAGCAGGUUUGCCCCCUUAUCCUCGCUGUACUUAGUAAAUAUGUGGUAUUUUAACAAUAGCCCCUUUCAUAACCGUAGAGAAUUUCACAUGUUCACCAAGUAGGACAUCACUGUCGCAAUGUCCGUUCAUUGGACAGCAAUAAUUGCAAAUUGCAAGGCUGGAGAAGCGUGUUUGUUUACAUCCCUGCUUUUCACCAUUCCCUUUCACACAGCCAAUGUUGCAACACCUCAAUGUCGCUUAAAUACGGCAAUAAUUCCCCACUAUUUCGGGGGACUGCUAUUCCUUAAAAACUGGGAAAUUUGUUGGAUUCGUUCUAUUCUUUGUGUCACGGACCAGACACAGGAAGAGGCCAGCUUUGACAGGCAGUGUGAAAGGGGUAAAAUGAUAGCAGUGCUUCUACAGUAUGUGCUUAGAUGAGGCUGAGGUACUUGCAGUAUUAAAGUUCAGAAAAGAUGAGUGGAAUGUGGUCCUAUUUAGGAGCGCCCACACAAACACACCUCACCCACAACAGCUCUUUUAGGCAGUCGGUUGUGUAAAGCUGGCAAGAAAAACGGUCCCCAUUUGCAUCUUAUGCCUGCUUCGACAUCUUUUUUUUUUUUAAAUUGGAUAACAAUAAGCUCUUGGCCAGUUUGCCCUGUAAGCUUUAAAGGAGACAUAUUAUGCUUUUCAAAGACAAAUUAAAACACCUCAUAAAUGAUCCGCCUCUGUAUCAUUGUGUUUUGGAAACUACUUUUAGUCAGGCCGCAUAUUCUCCAUGGGAAAAAUCACCAAACAUACACACAAUUAAUACACAAUUGAAAUUCUGGCUGACAUUUUUCCACAUAUACUAAUUGCCGCAGGUCGACAGUACAAUGAAUUUGGACAAAACAUUGUCGCAAACUAUUUGUAAAUAUUGUAAAAGGCUAAUCUUUACUAAGUCUUUACUUUGGCUUGUCAUUCACAGGUAUUGUUUACUGUAAAACGAACAUGUUAAACAAAUAAUUAAAAGUUAGAAAAAAACAAAAACAAUAAACUUGUGCUAAUUAGAGGCAUGGUGAUAAGUGGUUAGCAUGUCUGCCUCACAGUUCUGAGAUCAAGAAUUUCUACCCCACUUCCUAAAAGCUAGCUAUAUGCUAAUCAUAAACCUUGACUCUAUGGCUAUUUAGAACAGAAUGAGUGACAUUGCUACGUGAAGGUGGCUCCAUUGACAGGACGAACUAAAGCUUUAGCUAAAUUCUCAAUGAAAGGCAACACACAAAAUAUGUACUUUGUAUUUUUAAUUUAACACCGGCACCUGUGGGAACCCAACUUUUUCCAAACAAUCAAAUAAAAAAGUACAUUUUCCAUAAUACGUCCCCUUUUUAUUUCACUGGGCAAAAAUAAGGGAUGUUUGCCAUGGCGGUGCUUGAAGGCUACAUACUGUUGCUGUUUUUGUAUGUUGUUGCAUAUUUUCCAGACUUAGGAACUGUGGGAAAUAAUGACUGCUGCUGCAGGUCAAAUGACGUUGCAAGGGGAAGGCAAUGCAGAAAAAUUUGACUAUGUGAUGAACUUCUUGAAAAACAUGGCGGGAAAUGAGUACGUUGGUUUCAGCAACGCCACAUUCCAGUCUGAGCGAGAGUCAGGGGACAGGAACUUUGCCAUCGGAUACUACUUGAAGGAAAAAAAGUGUUUUCCUGAGGGGACAGACAUGACAUCUGUACUGGAUCUCUACUUUCAGCUGUGUUCCAUUGAAGUGAACUGCGAGAGCGCCAGUGUCAUGGCCGCCACCCUGGCUAACGGCGGCAUCUGUCCCAUCUCGGGCGAGCGCGUUCUCAGUCCCGAGGCCGUAAGAAACACGCUCAGCCUCAUGCAUUCCUGCGGCAUGUACGACUUCUCCGGACAGUUCGCCUUCCAUGUGGGUCUGCCGGCAAAGUCGGGUGUAGCAGGUGGGAUACUGCUGGUGGUGCCCAACGUGAUGGGAAUUAUGUGCUGGUCGCCACCCCUAGACAAGAUGGGCAACUCUGUCAGAGGGAUUCAGUUUUGCACGGAUCUGGUGGAACUUUUUAAUUUCCACAAUUAUGACAACUUGAGGCACUUUGCGAAGAAGCACGAUCCGCGCCGAGAGGGAGGGGAACAGCGGGUCAAGUCUGUCAUUAACUUGCUGUUUGCUGCCUACACAGGAGACGUCUCUGCGCUGAGAAGGUUCGCCUUGUCGUCAAUGGACAUGGAGCAGAGAGACUAUGACUCCAGAACGGCCCUCCAUGUGGCAGCGGCUGAAGGUCACAUGGAGGUCGCACGUUUCCUGCUGGAGGCUUGUAAGGUCAACCCCGUCCCUAAAGACAGGUGGGGAAACACACCUAUGGACGAGGCAGUCCACUUCGGCCACCACGACCUGGUCGCCGUCCUGCAGCCAUACGCCGAUAAACAACGGCCGGCUGACGACACCGGCGACAAAGAGAGUGUGGAGAAGAGUCUGGACAGUUUGCUUUAGGAGCGCCAGUUCGGAUUUAUUGUAUCUUUGAGCUGGGAGGACUGGCAGCGAAUGAUCAUGUUUCAAUGUGCCAUUGACAGCAAUCGAUCGCUGCCAGCUAGGGGUGUGACACUACAGUGGUACGAAAAAGUAUCUGAACCUUUUAAAAUUUCUCAAAUUUCUGCAUAAAAUCACCAUCAAAUGUGAUUUGAUGUUUGUCAAAACCACACAGAUGAAAAAAAGCGUCUGCUUUAACUAAAACCACCUAAACAUUUAUAAACAUAAUAUUCAUAUUUUAUUGAGGAAAGCAUGUAAACAAUGACAGAAGGGGAGGAAAUAAGUAAGUGAACACUCUGCCUUAGGAGACUUAAUUGAAACCAAUUUUUACCAAACAAUUUAAGUCAGGUGUGUGCCCAAUAACUGAUGAGUGGUUUAAAGCUGCCCUGCCCACUAUAAAACACACACCUGAUAAGAAUUGUCUUAAUGAGAAGCAUUGUCUCAUGUGCAUCAUGACUCGGUCAAAAGAGCUGUCUGAAGACCUGCGAUCAAGGAUUGUUGAUUUGUAUAAAGCUGGGGAAGGAUACAAAACAAUCUCUAAAAGUCUGGAUGUUCUUCAAUUGACAGCCAGAGAAGUUGUCUACAAAUGGAGAGAGUUUGGCACUGUUGCUUCGUUCCCAAGGAGUGGCCGUCCACCAUGAUGCCAAGAGUUCAGCGCAGAAUACUCAGAGAGGUAAAAUGAACCUUAGAGUUUCCGCUAAAGACUUGCAGAAAUCACUGGCGCAUUCCAAUGUCGAUGUGCAAACAUCAACUAUUUGUAAAACUAUGACCAAGAAUGGUGUUCAUGGGAAGACUCCACGGAGGAAGCCACUGCUGUCUAAAAAAAACAGGAAAAAAAUUGUUGCUAGUUUAAUGUUCGCAAAAAAGCUCUUAGACGCUCCACAGAAGUUUUGGCAAAAUAUUUUGUGGACUGAUGAAAAUAAAGUUGAAUUGUUAGUAACAUACGUCAUGUGUGGAGGAAAAAUGGAACAGCUCACCAACAUCAACACCUCAUCCCCACCGUGAAGCAUGGUGGAGGGAGCAUCAUGAUUUGGGGCUGUUUUGCUGCCUCAGGGCCUGGACAACUUGCGAUCAAUAAUGGAGGAAUGAAUUCAAGUUUCUCAGGAUGUUUUGCAGGAAAACCUAAGACGGUCUGUCAGCCAGUUGAAGCUACAAGACAAUGAUCCAAAACACAGAAGUAAAUCAACUUCAGAAUGGUUUCAGAAGAACAAAAUACACGUUCUGGAGUGGCCAAGUCAAAGUCUAGACUUGAACUCCAUUGAGAUGCUGUGGCAAGACCUAAAGACAGCACUUCAUGCUAAACAGCCCGGGAAUCUGACUGAGCUACAGCAGUUUUGUCGAGAAGAAUGGGCCAAUAUUAGUCCUAAAUGAUGUGCCAGACUGAUGUGCAGCUACAGGAAGCGUCUGGUUGAAGUUAUUGCUGCCAAAAGGGGGGGGCUAAAAAUAUUAAAUCUAAUUGUUCACUUACUUAUUUUUCCCCCUUCUGUCAUUGUUUGCAUACUAUCCUCAUUAAAAUAUAUAAAUGUUUGGAUGGUUUUAGUUAAAGCAGACAGUUUUUUCAUCUGUGUGAUUUUGACAAAGAUCAGAUCAAAUUUGAUGGCGAUUUUAUGCAGAAAUGUAAACAUUUCCAAAUGGACUUUUUCAUACCACUGUAUAUCAAAAAGGUCGCGAUACUUUGUAGGCCACAAGUUUGAUAUGCUCCUGCCAAGAAUUAAUAUAUCAUUUUAAAAAGGUGUCACUCUCUGAAUUAGUAAAAAAAAAAAAAAAUAGAUUGCUACCAAAAUCUAUUAGAAUAGCGUUUUCGUUAGCUCACAUGCUGCCAAUAGCAAUGCUAGACAUCCAAUUCAUUUUGAUUGGCUUGGUCUUGUAGCACAAUCAAUGGCACUGAAACCAGAGCAUUCACAGCCAGUCUUUUGUGGGUAUUUACAGGUCAUUUCCUGUUCAUUUUAGGGCAUUUAGAUGUUACUUCCUGUUGAUUUUGAGUCACUUUCUAUUCAAUUGGGGACAUUCUUGAGUCACUUCGGUAACACUUUAUAAAAACUAUCUAUUUUACUAGUUAAUAGCUCAUUAGUAAACUGUUGAGAAAUUAUUUAUUGUUGAUUUGUGAAGUAUUUGUUAACAGUUUGUUAAGCAUUUACAGGGUGUUCUAAUAUGGUUGACCCCAUUCUAAAUGCCCAUGCUAGUUGAUGGAUCUUAAUAAAACUAUAUACAGUGGGGAGAAGAAGUAUUUGAUACACUGCCGAUUUGGCUGGUUUUCCCACUUGCAAGCCAUGUAGAGGUCUGUAAUUUGUAUCAUAAAUUCUCUUCAACUGUGAGGGACGGAAUCUAAUACAAAAAUCCAGAAAAUCACGUUGUAUAAUUUUUAAAUAAUAAAUUUGUAUUUAACUGCAUGAAAAAAGUAUUUGAUACAUUACCAACUAGUAAAUAUUUUGGCUCUUAGUUCUUUUUUAAGAACCCCUCCUGUUCGCCACUCAUUACCGGAAGUAACUGCACCUGUUUGAACUUGUUACCUGUAUAAAAGACACCUGUUCACAUGCUAAAACAAACAAACUCCAACCUCUCCACAAUGGCCAAGACCAAAGAGCUGUGUAAGGACAUCAGGGAUACCUGCACAAGGCUGGGAUGGGCUACAGGAAAAUAAGCAAGCAGCUUGGUGAGGAGGUAACAACUGUUGGAGCGAUUAUUAGAAAAUGGAAGAAGUUCAAGUUGACGGUCAAUCUGCCUCGUUCUGGGGCUCCAUGCACGAUCUCACCUCGUGAGGCAUGACUGAUCAUGAGGAAGGUGAGGGAUCAGCCCAGAACUACACGGCAGGACCUAGUCAAUGACCUGAAGAAAGCUGGAACCACAGUCGCGAAGAAAACCAAUCGGUCCACAUUACGCCGUCAUGGAUUCAAAUCCUACAGCGCACGCACGGUCCCGCUGCUGCAGCCAGUGCAUGUCCAGACACAUCUGAAGUUUGCCACUGACCAUCUGAAUGAUCCAGAGGAGCAAUGGGAGAAGGUCAUGUGGUCGGAUGAGAUCAAAAUUGAACUUUUUGGUCUAAACUCGGCUUGUCGUGUUUGGAGGAAAAAGAAGGAUGAGUACAACCCCAAGAACACCAUCCCAACUGUGAAACAUGGAGGAGGAAACAUUGUUUGGGGCAGCUUCUCUGCCAAGGGUACAGGACGAAUGCGCCGUAUUGAGGAUGGAUGGGGCUAUGUAUUGCCAGAUCUUGGCUGACAACCUCCUUCCUUCAGUGAGAGUCCUGAAGAUGGGUCGUGGCUGGGUCUUCCAGCAUGACAACGACCCAAAGCAAACAGCCAAGGCAAUUAAAGAGUGGCUCCGUAAGAAGCAUCUUAAGGUCCUGGAGUGGCCUAGUCGGAUCUGAACCCGAUAGAAAAUCUAUGGAGGGAGCUGAAAGUCCGUGUUGCCCGGCAGCAGCCCCGAAACCUGAAGGCUCUGGAGAAGAUCUGCAUGGAGGAGUGGAUCAAAAUCCCUGCUGCAGUGUGUGCAAACCUUGUCAAGGACUACAGGAAACGUUUGGUAUCUGUCAGGGCCGGCCCAGGCCAUUUGGGGGCCCUAAGCAAAAUAAUGCAAAGGGGCCCAUAUUUUUGGCCCACCAUUUCGUCACAGUGUACUGUGAAACCCAUACAUGCAGUCCAACCCAUACGUCCAUAUUUUGUAUAUUAAUCAGAUUUUGUUGCACUGCAUACUUCAAACUCCAAAUGAUUGUCAGUACUUACAGUAGAUUGUGCCUAACCUGUUUCUAAAAGAGGAAAGAAAGAAGUUAAGGAAGAACUUUUUUUUUUUUUAAGCUUGUGAUCAAGUAUCAAAACUCACAAAAGUCAAAUAAAGCAAACUGUAGUUAACAAAAUAGAAUAUGAAUUAAACAAUUGCCAGAUUGGGGGCCCCCUAGUGGUCAGGGGCCCUAAGCAGCUGCAUAGUCUGCGUAUAGGCUGGGCCGGCCCUGGUAUCUGUAAUAGCAAACAAAGGUUUCUGUACCAAAUAUUAAGUUCGAUUUUAGUGAUGUUUCAAAUACUUAUUUCAUGCAAUUAAAUGCAAAUUUAUUAUUUAAAAAUCAUACAACGUUAUUUUCUGUUUUUUUUUUUUGUAUUAGAUUCCGUCCCUCACAGUUGAAGAGAACUUAUGAUACAAAUUACAGACUUCUACAUGCUUUGCAAGUGGGAAAACCAGCAAAAUCGGCAGUGUUUCAAAUACUUGUUCUCCGCACUGUACACUUUAUGUUGAAGGUCAUAAGUUUUAUUGGUUAAAUAUUCAAAGAAAAGUACAAAUAUUUGUUGGUUCUAUGGCAGAUUUUCAUAAAUGUGCAACAUGAGCGCUGCCUGCAAAAUACCUUAUCAAAAUGCCUUUUCUUUUGAAGUGAACGGCAUUUGUUAACCCAAAAAGAUAGAAAUGCCAAACGUUACACACAAAAACCUGAAAGGUUUCUACACAAACUGUGUUUCAGGUUAAGAACAACAACAAAUACUUCAUAAAUCAACAAUAAAUCAUUUAUCAACAGUUUACUAAUGAUCUAUUAACUAGUAAAACGGAUAGUUAUUAUAAAGUGUUACCGUCACUUCUUUUUCAGUAACCCGCAAAUAACAGGAAAUGACCUGAAAUGCCCCAAAAUUCAGUCACUGCCUAGCAAUGGCUGGCACUGACGUCUACUUGAGAUAAAGUCAUUCCAAUUUACAGAAGGAUAAAAAGAUACAAAUUAUCGUGACAUAUAUCGCCAUCAAUGGCAGCCAAUUAUUUAAUAUGUCAAGAAAUAUCUAAAAGCUGAAUAUGUCAUCUAUUAUCUCCUUGUUAUUGUUCUCAGUGGGCUUUUUUUUUUGGAGUGUUGUGCGUUCCCAUGUGAAAAUGGAUUUGUUCUUGUUUGACCAUUGUGUAAUUGUUGAAAAGUUGAUCGAAAUUUUGCUGUUUGAUGAGUGACCUGUGUACAACGCAUCUGUUUAUCAACUCACACGAAGAAGAAUGUAUUUGAAAUAUAUUUUUCAGUUUGACUUGAAGAGCUCUUUUCCAAAAUGACAAAUUGGGAAGAAAAAAAAAAAAAACCUAGUAACCGUCCGAAAUAAGUAUUUAUGAAUUUGUUUUGGGAAAGAACUCAAGUUUUUGUUAAAAAAUGUACACCAACUAAAAGAUGGUUAGAUGGAUUUAUUUUUCUUGAAUAGUGAUGAUGUUUUUGUGGAAGUGUCGUUUAAAAUGGAAAACGUUUAUUCAGAGCUACAAGGUAGGUCGGCAAGCACAAUGAAGUCUCAACUUGGCACAUUCCAUUUUCACAGUCAAUGAGCACAUUGAUAGAUCCUUGUAGUUUGUAUCUAAAGUUAUGAUAACUAAAGUGUCCCAGUUGAUAAUCCUGGUGUGCUGUGAUUACUUGGCAAAUCUAGUUAAAAAAAAUUUUUUUUUUUUGGUUUUAAACUGAGGAUCCUGCCCUAAUAUGUCGGGAAAAAAUAAUCAUGUCCGCACCAGCACGUUUGUAGAAGAAAAAAAAAACUUCCACAGCCAACUACAUUGAUUUAUUUUUAAGUACAUUUAUAGCAAUGACAGUGGCGGUGGAAAUCGACGUCUUAAUUGAAUCUCUAAAACUGGCCAGGGGUGGGUAGAGUACCCAAAUAUUUUACUCAAGUAAGAGUAGCGUUACUUCAAAAUAAUAUUACCGGAAUUUUCGGACUAUAAGGCGCACCUGACUAUAAGCCGCCACAAUUUUUGUUCAGAUAAGCUGCACUAGAGUAUAAAGAGACCGCGAGAAAAAAAAGUGGUAUUUGCUAUGUAGCUAAAUGGAUUUUGCCAUGUGGCAUUUUUUUGGUAUGUGGCCAAAUAGAUUUUCACAUGUGGUAUUUUUUUGGGUGUGUGGCAAAAUGGAUUUUGCCAUGGGGCAUUUUUUGGGGGGUGGGUAUAAGGCAAUUUUUUGGGGUAGUUUUGCAGGCCAUGCACGUCCAUGCAAUUGACGGCCAUGCACGUUCAAAUUUUCCAUUCAUGGUCAAAAAUCACAGCCACACGUGUUUUUCUGCCAUUUAAAAUGAAUGGAAAAUCUGGACAUGCAUAACCAUCAAUGGCAUAGUCUGACUUGGGUGUCCGUUGAAUGUCGAUGUCAUUGCCAUGU